Molecule: messenger RNA, 5338 nt
Organism: Pseudoliparis swirei
Lineage: Eukaryota; Metazoa; Chordata; Actinopteri; Perciformes; Liparidae
Gene: pola1
Product: polymerase (DNA directed), alpha 1
Exons: 40
Coding region: 579-4997 (1472 amino acids)
Biological process (GO): lagging strand elongation; leading strand elongation; mitotic DNA replication initiation
Cellular component (GO): alpha DNA polymerase:primase complex
Molecular function (GO): DNA replication origin binding; pyrimidine nucleotide binding; DNA-directed DNA polymerase activity
Source: RefSeq, a predicted model, not a curated record
CUCGACCUGACUCCGCUAACCCGGCCCUCUGCCGGCCGCCCAAAGGCACUCUGCCCGGAGCAUGUCCGAUGAAAGGUUUCCCUUGGAGAGGAGGAGGCAGUGAAGAGGUCUCACUCUGCGGCUAUUUAUUGGUGCCACAAAAGGGAUGAGCUCUGAGCGAUGGCAUACUUGGAAAACAUUCCCGUCGCCAUUGGCUGGUGGACUGGAAUAACUGAUUACAACCGAAACUUUCCUGCAUCCUUACCUUUAGUGGCCCUCUUGUGCAACAAAGAGGCGCAACAGCUGCGCAACAGGAAUGCGCUCUGCUGUGUCGCUGUUUAACCAUGGUGUCCAAAAAACCAACAAAUAUCCUGUGGAGUAAACGAUCAAAUUGAACAAGACUGCCCCCGUGCGGACGGAGCGGAAACAUCGCUUCAUUUUACUGGCUGACACGCUGACAGCCACGCGACGUCACUUCCGGCAUAUGACUUUCCCCGGGAAUCUGAUUUGGCGCGGACUGUUCGGUUGUUGUGUUGAUCGGCCCCGUCGUGUUGAGCAGCUGUCACUGAGCAAACGUCGAAGCCAAAAGAGUUGAAGUCAUGGCGCCAGUAUCAAACCCAGAGAAAGACGCGGACGGCGACGAUGGAGGUGAUGCCUGCAGUCUGGCAAGGACUCGCCCCAAACGGGAGAAGCGAGAGAAGGUGGGAAGGAAGUCCGCGCUGGAGCAGCUUAAGAAAGCAAAGCUGGGGGAGAAGAUCAAAUAUGAGGUGGAAGAGUUUACAAGUGUGUAUGAGGAGGUGGACGAGCAGCAGUACUCGAAGAUAGUACGGGACAGACAAGAGGAUGACUGGAUUAUUGAUGAUGAUGGAACUGGAUAUGUGGAAGAUGGAAGAGAAAUCUUUGACGAUGAUUUGGACGAUGAUGUAGUUGAAAGCAAAAAAGGAAAAGGUUCUAAAGGAGCCGACUCAAAGAAAAAUGUGAAGAAAUCUGCUGUAGCAAAGUCCAACACCAUAAAGAGCCUCUUCAUGAACAGUAAUGUCAAGAGGCCUGCUGAGAAAGACGUGGACCUGUCCAAAGAUGACCUAUUAGGAGACAUCUUGCAGGACCUGCACUCUGAGAAGUCAACUCUUCUGACUCUUCCCCCAGUGGUCACGCUAAAGAAAAAGAAACCUCUUGGAUCACCCAUGAAUCCCUUUUCGAUCAAACCUCAGAUGACAAAGGAGUCACACUCGGCUACAGGGUCUAAGGCCAAAGUUAUUAGGCCACCACCUUCUGACUCGACCCCCAGGUCAUCAGCCCGCCUCCCUCCCACCGCACCGGCUCCUCUUAUAGAGAAGCAGAAGGCCAAAGUGAAGAAGUUGGAUGAAGAGCAAGUUAAUGACACUCUGGGAUUUGAUGGGGUGGACUUCGAUGAGCCGAUGGAGGUCGGGCUUGAGGAGGAGACGCCUGCACUUAAAGAUAAUGCAGAGUCUUCACAUAAAGCAGAAGGGGCAGCAGUUAAAGUGGAGCCAAAAGCAGAGCCACAGGACCCGGUCUUAUUGCCGAGCAGGAUCGGAAGCUCGUGGGGACAAGAGGAGGACGAUGGAGUCAGCGAGGCUCCAACAGAGAUACAGGUCGACUCCAGCCAGCUCCCAUUGGUGGAGGGAGCAGAAGGGGAGCAGGUUUUCCGCUUCUAUUGGUUGGAUGCCUUUGAAGACCCCUACAACAAACCAGGUGUGGUGUACUUGUUUGGGAAAGUGUGGAUUGAGUCUGCACAGUCUCAUGUCAGCUGCUGUGUCACUGUCAAGAACAUUGAGCGGACCAUGUACUUCCUGCCUCGCGAAUAUAAAAUUAACACCAAGACCGAGGAGGUGACGGACACUCCCGUCGGAAUUAUGGACGUUUACCAGGAGUUUAACGAACUCUCAGAGAAGUUCAGAAUCAUGAAGUUCAAGUCCAAGAAAGUGGAGAAGAGCUACGCUUUUGAGAUUCCUGAUGUGUCCACUCAGUGCGAGUACCUGGAAGUCAGAUAUUCUGCUGAGUUCCCUGCACUGCCUUCAGGCCUUAAGGGGGUGACCUUUUCCCACAUUUUUGGAUCCAACACUUCCAGCCUGGAGCACUUCCUCCUCAGCAGGAAGAUUAAAGGGCCUUGCUGGCUGGACAUCAAGACACCACAGCUGGUCAGCCAACCAGUCAGCUGGUGUAAGGUGGAGGCUGUAGCCUUGAGGAGUGACCUGGUCACUGUGGUCAGAGACCUGUCCCCUCCACCCAUCACCAUCAUGUCCAUCAGCCUCAAGACGAUCCAGAACCCCAAGACGCACCACAACGAGAUUGUGUCCCUGGCUGCUCUAAUCCACUACCAGUUCCAUGUGGAUAAAGCUUCACCUCAACCUCCAUACCAGACCCAUUUUUGUGUGGUCAGUAAACCGGCUGACUGUAUCUUCCCCUACGACUUCAAAGAUGCUGUGAAGAAGAGGAACGGCAAAGUGGAGAUAGCUGCCACAGAGAGGACUCUGCUUGGCUUCUUCCUGGCCAAGUUGCACAAAAUUGACCCUGAUGUGCUGGUGGGUCACGACAUCUUUGGUUUUGACCUGGAGGUGAUUCUGCAGAGGAUCAAUGUGUGCAAGGUUCCCCACUGGUCUAAAAUUGGACGCCUCAGGAGGGCCACUAUGCCCAAGCUAGGGGGUCGCGGUGCCUUUGCAGAGAAGAGCGCAACCUGCGGCCGUCUGGUGUGCGACGUGGAGAUGUCUGCCAAGGAGCUGAUUCGCUGUAAAAGUUAUCAUCUGACUGAACUAGCGACACAGGUGUUGAAGAUGGAGAGAGUCACAGUACCUCAGGAAAACAUCAAGAACCUCUACAGCGACUCUCCUCACCUGCUCUACCUGUUGGAGUUGACAUGGACAGAUGCCAAGCUGAUCCUCCAGAUCAUGUGUGAGCUCAACGUGCUGCCACUGGCCCUGCAGAUCACCAACAUCGCUGGCAACGUCAUGUCUCGUACUCUGAUGGGUGGUCGCGCUGAGAGGAACGAGUUCCUGUUGCUUCACGCCUUCCACGACAAAAACUACAUCGUCCCCGACAAACCCUCCUUCAAGAAGACCCAGCUGGAAACGGUCGAGGGAGAAGACGACGUGGACGCAGGGAAAGGCAAGCGGAAGAAGAAAGCAGCCUACGCUGGAGGUCUGGUGCUGGAUCCUAAAGUUGGUUUCUACGACAAGUUUGUGCUGCUGCUUGACUUCAACAGCCUGUAUCCCUCAAUCAUCCAAGAGUUCAACAUCUGCUUCACCACUGUCCAGCGGGAGGCUUACAACAAAGGGAAAAAGAAGAAUGAGGAGUGGUCAGAUGAGAUUCCCGAAAUUCCAGAUAAAGACCUGGAGAUGGGAAUUUUGCCCAAAGAAAUCAGGAAGCUGGUCGAGCGGCGUAAACAGGUCAAACAGUUGAUGAAACAGCAAGACAUAAACCCAGACCUCUACCUGCAGUAUGACAUUCGUCAGAAGGCCCUCAAGCUGACUGCCAACAGUAUGUACGGCUGCCUGGGAUUCAGCUUCAGCCGCUUCUACGCCAAGCCACUCGCUGCGCUGGUCACACACAAAGGUCGAGAGAUUCUGAUGCACACCAAGGAAUUGGUUCAGAAGAUGAAUCUGGAAGUCAUCUACGGAGAUACGGACUCCAUCAUGAUCAACACCAACAGCAGGUCUUUGGAGGAAGUCUACAAGCUUGGCAACAAGGUGAAGGCCGAAGUAAACAAGCUCUACAAACUGCUGGAGAUCGAUAUCGACGGUGUGUUUAAGUCCCUUUUACUGCUGAAGAAGAAGAAAUACGCCGCCUUGGUGGUGGAGAACCAUGGCGAAGGACGAUACAGCGUCAAGCAGGAGCUCAAAGGCUUGGACAUCGUCCGCAGAGAUUGGUGUGACCUGGCCAAGGAAUGUGGCAACUAUGUGAUCGGUCAAAUCCUGUCGGACCAGAGUCGAGAUGUCAUUGUGGAGAACAUCCAGAAACACCUGGUGGAGGUGGGAGAAAAAGUAGCAGCUGGAACAAUUCCACUCAACCAGUAUGAGAUAAACAAGGCUCUGACCAAAGAUCCUCAGGACUAUCCAGAUAAGAAGAGCCUCCCUCACGUCCAUGUGGCUCUAUGGAUCAACUCCCAGGGUGGUCGCCGGGUCAAAUCUGGAGAUACAGUGUCUUACAUCAUCUGCAAGGACGGCUCCACGCUGGCAGCCAGUCAGAGGGCCUAUGCUCAAGAGCAGCUCCAGAAGCAGGAGGGUCUCAGUGUGGACACUCAGUACUACCUUGCCCAGCAGGUCCACCCUGUGGUGUCCCGCAUCUGUGACCCCAUUGAGGGCAUCGACGGCGUGCUCGUCGCCACGUGGCUGGGUCUGGACCCGAGUCAUUUCCGGGCUCACCAGCAGUACCAGAGGGAGGAAGAAGCUGAUGGCAUGCUGGGAGCGCCGGUCCAGCUGACCGACGAAGAGCGCUAUAAAGACUGUGAGAGGUUCACCUUCACCUGCCCUCAAUGUGGCACUGACAACGUAUACGACAGCGUCUUUGAAGGAGCUGGAUUAAAUUUGGAGCCCAGCUUGUUGCGAUGCUGUCAUGUCUCCUGUGGGAGCCAACUCACCGACUACCCUGUCAACAUCAGCAACAAACUGCUCCAUGACAUCCGUCGUCAUAUCAAAACGUAUUACUCUGGCUGGUUGGUGUGUGAAGACCAGGCCUGCCAUAACAGGACCAGACGUUUGCCCAUCGCCUUCUCCCGCCACGGACCCAUCUGCCCUGCCUGCACCAGGGCCACCCUCAGACCCAAGUACUCCGAGAAGGCCCUGUACAACCAGCUCUGCUUCUACAGGUUCAUCUUUGACUGGGACCAAGCAGCUGCCAAACUGCCAUCCAGUGAUGAGAGAAAUCGUGCAAAGCUGUUGGGCAGAGACAGUAUCGAUGUGUACCGGAGGCUGAAGGACGUGCCGGACAAAGCCUUGGCCACCAGCGGCUACUCGGAGAUUAACCUGGCAAAACUGUUCCAGGCGUUCUCCUCCCUCAAGUGAAACAACACGCACGCAUCUCUAAAGUCAACGGCUGCCAGGAAGCUCCAACGUCUGACGCAGAGCGGGACAGUUGCACAUUCAUCCACAUCUGUUUGAUCUUUGUGUUUGUCCGAACAUAUAGAAGGGAGAAUGUUAGGAUUUGACCUACGAACCCGAUAUCGUCUUCUCUGAACCUAACGGGCUUGUUAUUUGACUUAAAACCCAAUCACACCUUUCCCCUUCUCCAGUGUCUUCAGAUAGACACACACUUCUUGACCCCAUCACAAUGGCUCUGUAUGGUAAAGAGGGUAGCAAUCAUACCUGUAUCAUAAGUGUGUGUGUGUGUGUGUAGGUGUGUGUGU